Molecule: messenger RNA, 2281 nt
Organism: Drosophila innubila
Lineage: Eukaryota; Metazoa; Arthropoda; Insecta; Diptera; Drosophilidae
Product: WD repeat-containing protein CG11141
Exons: 4
Coding region: 78-2174 (698 amino acids)
Molecular function (GO): protein binding
Source: RefSeq, a predicted model, not a curated record
CUCAGUGUGUUAUUUUUUAAGGACGCAGUCAACGAACUUUAUAGGAAUAAUUAAAAUUGAAAUAUAAUCCAGCCAAAAUGGCUAACAGCAAAGAGAUGUGCCUACGAGAAUGGGCGCCACUUACAGAAAUGAUGGAGCUUAUCCCAGCAGCACGGCGGGGAUUCUUUCCGUCCAAUCUAAACAUUACUUGCGUGGAUGCCAUUGAGGACUUCCUGGCAUUGGGCAGCGACGCGGGAAUCGUGUUUUGGUAUAAUCGUCGGUCUGGGGAAAUGCAGAAACUUAAAGCGGAGGUAUCUACACGUAUAACGUGCGUGAAGAUAGUCAAUUCAGUAGAAUAUAUGGUUGCGGCUGGAAGCGCUAACGGUCAAGUGAGCGUUUUUCAAAUACAAAAGGAACUCCCACCGGAUUUGGACUUGGUAGCCCCUUGUACACGAAGCAAACCUAUCGAACGCUAUACUAUAAGAGAUUUGCAUCGCUGUGUGGUCAGUUGCUGUGAGUGGUCAAAGAAUGGCAUGAAGCUAUAUUCGGGAGACCGACAGGGUGUCGUUGUACUCACUGAAUUCGAUUAUCAAGCGCACUUGAGCAAAUCUUUGGAGAUACUCAGCGAAGCCUACGAGAUUGUACAGCUGAGCGUCCAUCAGAGCUAUCUACUUGUGGCAACUCUUUAUCGCUGUAUCGUAUGCCGCCGUGAUGUCCAGACCAACAAGUGGCACAUCACUCAAGUGGGCAGAAAAGAUCGAAAGCAACUCAUCGACUGCGGCGGCGUAUUCCUAAAGAAAGCGAUAACAAGCGACAAUGUCCCGCAAAUCAUCUGUGGACGUCCUGGAUUGCGUUUUUGGAUUGCCGAUGCCCUUGGCAAUGUUUCAAAGACUAUAAUCUUUAGCGAUGCUGUGCUGCAAGGUCCAGCCUGGGAAAUACCUCUGCUAAAUCCCAAGCCACGUAAUCAAGUAGCAAACGGAAUUGAUCCUGUUGCCAGCGGUAGUGAUGCAUAUGUGGCUAGCAGAAACUUUCGUGAAAUGAAUUUGUACGACGGACAGGAUGCACUUUUGGUUACCCAUGACGAUUCCACAUUAUACAUUCUAAAUCUGGAGCGUCUUAAAGUUGAAGCUGUGGCACGCGGAUUUCGAAAAAUUUUAGAUUUUUGUGUUUGUGGUAAGGAGAUAUUUGUCCUAGAAGGCGAGCGGUCGCUGUUACGUUUGGCACCGCUUCCCGAGCGUCCCAACAAAACAGCCAAGGUUAUAUUCAAUCCAUUGCUGCCGCCUCCGCUGCCAAUGCUGGGAGGCUCCCAUUACUCCAUGCUAGAACUGGAAUCACCGCCAGAGAUGCAGCCAACGUUGAACAGCGCCGAGGAGUGCUUUGAGCUGCCGCCCAUAGAAAAGCUGGAUUUGAAUGUGCCUAUUGAGAUGGCCGUUGAGUCGCCGUUGACGCAGCAAAAUCGUCGCUUGGAAAUUUUUCAACGUAUUGGUGAGAUGGACUUUGAUCAAACCAUUCUACAUACAAGCGGCACAGUGGCCCAUAGAAAGCGCAAGGUAUCGCAAGGUAAGCAAAGCGCUGCUGCUGGAGGAAUUGUUGAAAUCGGACAAGAGACGCAUGAACAUAAGAUGCCGAUGACCAGCGCUGCAACGCUUAUGGAUGCAAGUUACUGUCAAAUGGAGAAUAACGGUUUGGCGUCACCAUUAGAUAUUAAAGCUGCUUUUAUGCAGCAUUUGCCGGAUGCGUUGACUCCUACAACAUUGCAGAAAACGAUUGCAGAAAAAGCUAAAACGUUGGCAGCUGAAUUAGAUUUACCAGAGGUGCACUUAGCUCCGGUUAAUGUGGAGGAAUUACGUGCCAAUCAAACCCCCCAAUUAAGCGAAUCGUUGAUCAACUGUUAUCCCACCAGGCAAGAGACUGCCGAUGUACAGACCACGCCGUCCAAUGAAAUAGAACUGAACAAUACCAAAGAUUAUAUGGUUGGUCAGCCUGUUGAUGGUCUAUGUGCGGGCACCUCGAAGGCCCCGAUGGCGCCUCUGAAAUUUGUUAAAGCUCAACCAAAUUGCGCAGAAUCACAAAAGCAGGAUUAUACAAGUUUUCUGCCUGAUUUUCGGUGCGCAGGCGAUCCAUUUAUAAAGCAGGAGCCACCUACUACAGCUGAUUCUAAUACAUCCAGUGAAUGGGAGUUUUUGGAUAACUGAAACCAUGACAGUCCAGUAAUAUUAUUACAUUCAAAUGUAAAAAUUAGUUAAGUUUAAUUUUCGCUUAUAUUGUUGUUUAAGUUCUGUGCACAGUUUAAUAUUUUUUU